AUGAAUAAAUCUUCUGUAGACAUGAGCAUGGUGCUGCCGCACACUCUUGCUGCCAACAUCUCCUCGGCGAGUUCCUCCGAUGAAAAAAGGCAUUCACCGCGUCUCUUGCUGCUGCUACUGUUGUUGCUGCUCAUCCCGGCGGUGUGGGGGGCGUACCUUCUGGCGCGCUACUGUCGCAGAUGCCGCUAUCAUCGCCUCGCACGGCGUUUGAAGCUGUGGGGCGAGCGAAAGCCAGGAGAAGUGGACGACGUUGAGAUGGGAUACGCCAUUGGCGGUGGUGAGUGGUUAACGCAUCGAUACUACCCACAGAGCAGCAAUGUGGAUGGAAACACGCUGGCUCUCGAUCUGAGCGGUACGACAAAAGAGUUUGACCCUAUUUUCGAGGAGGCGCAGCAGCACGAAAAGCGACGAAUGUGGCGGCGCACCGUGGCCGAUGCUGCAAGCAACGUUAGCGGCGAUUUGGAGGGAGACAGAGAGGCUACGGCGGACAUGACUGAGAAUGCCUUACCCGAAGGGGAGGGGGAGGCUGUAGGGUCAUAUGAUGCUACAACGACACGUGUGUGGUUGAAGAAACUCGUCAGCGAGGAGUUCGCCAACAGCAGAAGCACAAACGACAACAACAACAAGAGUGGCACUGCAGUGCCGCCGAUGCCAGGCGGCGCGAGCGCGGUUGCAGGACCUCCAAGCCCCCGCGACCGCCAGUGGCGGGGCGGCAGCAGCAUACCUGUCGACCACCGGCGCCAUGAAAGCCGCGGCUUUGAGGACAUUUUGGCGACAGUGGCGCCGCCCGAGCCGCUCGCCGCCGCGCUUCAAAAUAAGAGCGGCAUGACGAAGGACACAUCCGCAUUUGUGGCGCACUCCGGCGAGAUAAAGGACAAGACCGAGGAAGAGGAAGAAGAAGAGGAAGAGGAAGAGGAAGAAGAGGAAGAGGAAGAAGAAAAGGAAGAUUAA
Molecule: messenger RNA, 951 nt
Organism: Trypanosoma grayi
Lineage: Eukaryota; Euglenozoa; Kinetoplastea; Trypanosomatida; Trypanosomatidae
Product: 3a2rel-related protein
Exons: 1
Coding region: 1-951 (316 amino acids)
Source: RefSeq, a predicted model, not a curated record